Messenger RNA from Lottia gigantea (owl limpet), 1137 nucleotides. RefSeq lists its product as hypothetical. The transcript has 2 exons. The coding region runs from base 1 to 1137 and encodes 378 amino acids. Gene Ontology annotation, molecular function: G protein-coupled receptor activity. The record is from RefSeq and is a predicted model, not a curated record. Gene Ontology annotation, cellular component: membrane. Lineage: Eukaryota; Metazoa; Mollusca; Gastropoda; Lottiidae. Gene Ontology annotation, biological process: G protein-coupled receptor signaling pathway.
AUGUAUGAUACACAAAACAUAACGCAGUCAGCUGCACCAGCUUUUCAAUUUUAUCCAGAAGGGUAUUUUGUGUUAACAGAGAAACAACUGGACGAUGCGAGAUUCGCCUUCUAUGUAGUUCUGAAUCCUUUGACAGCUUUGUUUGGAAUUGGUGGUAAUAUCAGCUCUUUCUUAAUAUUGAUUAGAAAAACCAUGAGAACGACUCAAAAUCUUAUUUUAUUGGCAUUGUCCAUUACCGAUGCAAUGCAUUUGUUGGCCACAUUUUGUCAUAGUUUCUCACAUAUAAUGACUUAUUUUUAUAAACAAGAAUGGAAUAACCUCAUCAACGAUGCCUUCCCAUAUUUUGGAGCAUAUCUAUACCACGUCUGGGGUCGCAUCUCGGCCAUGCUGACAGUGUGCAUCACUUUAGAACGCCUGAUAGCUGUUACCAUGCCUUUAAAGGUGAAGAUGAUCUGGACAAAGAAGGUAACAUUAGUGUGUAUUUUCUUGAGUUACUUUAUACCAGCAACGAUUAUGGUUACCCAGAUAUUUGAAUACGAAGCCGCACAUGUUUAUUUUCCUAACUCAACAGAUUAUAAAGUGACUUUGGUGCUCACCGAUUUGGGCAAAGAUCGGAUACUGUUUACCAAUUUAUACAACGCCAAUAUGACGAUUUUGAGAUAUAUGCCUAUCUUUAUUGUGAGUUUAGCCAACCUGAUAAUCAUAGCCGGUCUGUGGCACCAUGCCAGACAACGAAAACAUCUUAAAACAGGAAGCGAAUCAAUGAUUUCGUCAAAGGAGUUGAAGAUAACCAGAACUCUGAUCAUGGUAUCUGUAGUGUUUUUCAUUAGUUCUGCUCCUGGGACAACAGUAUUCCUCAUUCAAAAUUUGGAUCCAGAGUAUAACUUUCCCUUCUUCAGAAAUAAUGGCUACACCAUGGCCUUGAUUGUCAGUUUGUGGCUUGAAGUGUUGAAUUCCUCUAUCAAUUUUGUGAUCUAUGUUGCCACAAAUUCCAAGUUUAGGGAUAUGUAUUGUGAAAUGUUUCCCUGUUGUGGGAAAGUCAAGAAACAGAACGUGUACGUUGAUUCGAGUAAGAAAACAACAUCUAUUUCCGUCCUCUCAGACCAAGAAACGAACGAAGUAACACCCUCUUCAUAA